This is a messenger RNA of Pneumocystis jirovecii RU7, 1146 nucleotides long. RefSeq lists its product as uncharacterized. Gene Ontology annotation, molecular function: Hsp70 protein binding. Gene Ontology annotation, cellular component: cytoplasm. The transcript has 4 exons. Gene Ontology annotation, biological process: protein refolding. NCBI's taxonomy places the organism in Eukaryota, Fungi, Ascomycota, Pneumocystomycetes, Pneumocystales, Pneumocystaceae. The coding region runs from base 1 to 1146 and encodes 381 amino acids. The record is from RefSeq and is a predicted model, not a curated record.
AUGAUAAAAAACCUGCUAUUCAUCUACUUAUUUUUCUUUUUAUCUUUCUUUAUCUCUUUUAUUUUAGCUGAAACAGAUUACUAUAAGGUCCUUAAUGUCGACCGUGAUGCAGAUAAUAGAGAGUUAAAAAAGGCUUAUUUACGUCUUUCAAAAAAAUGGCAUCCGGACAAGAAUGGUGGAGACGAAAAGAUGUUUCGUGACAUUGCCUAUGCAUAUGAAGUGCUAAGUAACCCUGAAAAGCGAAAAAUAUAUGAUAUGCAUGGAGAGGAAGGGUUAAAAAAGUAUGAAGGAAACCAAGAUAGUGAAUAUCAUGAUCCAUUUGAUAUUUUUUCAAAAAUAUUUGAAAAACAUUUUCAAGGGGCAAAACGUGGUCCCAAUAUGGAGAAAUUUGUAGAAGUCGAGUUGGAAGAGUUAUAUUAUGGGUCUACACUUACUAUUGAUAUCGAUAAACAAAUGAUAUGCCACCAUUGUCAAGGAACAGGAAAAGAUCCUCAACAUAAACAUAGUUCUACCCUAUGUACCAAAUGCAAUGGAUAUGGGAUCCGUGUUAUACGCCAAAUGAUAAUACCGGGAUUGUAUCAAACAUAUCAAAUUAUCUGUGAUGAGUGUUCUGGAAAAGGACAUGUCUUUUCUUAUCCAUGCACUGUUUGCGACGGAAAUAAAGUUGUGCAAAGUACUGAAACAUACACGCUAAAUAUUCCACCAGGAGCACCUUAUGGUUAUCAGUUCAUUUUUCAAAAUGAAGCGAAUGAAAGUCCAGAAUGGGAAGCAGGCGAUCUUUGUAUUAUAAUUAUUGAAAAACCCUACUCAAAAAGUGGUUGGAGAAGAAAAAAUAAUGAUCUUUAUCGGGUUGAAACUAUUUCUCUUUUAGAUGCAUUAUUAGGAGAAUGGACUCGGAAAAUCAAACUAUUCAAUAAAGAUUAUUUUAAUGUAACAAAACUUGCAGGUGAUACAGUACAAUCAGGACAUGUCGAUGUUUUUCCAGGAAAAGGCAUGCCUGUGUGGGAUACAUCACAUUCUACAUCUCGUUCAAACAAAGGUAACGCCUAUAUCGAAUGGAGAGUAAUUCUUCCAGAACUCAAACCUGGUGAUCCGCUUCGGAAAAGUUGUUUAUCCAGACUUCCAUUUUCAUAUACUAAUACUUAG